AUCAGUCUGAUGAGGUUUCCAAGGUUCGUUAGAACAAUUCGCGUCGAUCCUUCGUCCGAUCAGGUCGUACACUGACGAACAAGUGUAACUUUGGACAUUCUUAUCACGAGUCGGCGAGAUCUGGCUCAAAAGUACGUUGACAUGAUUAAUACGACUAUAUUCAAAUCAGCCUUCAUUUUGCUGGCCUUGCUGUAUCAGGCGAUGAGUCACCCGUUAGAUACGGACGCGGGAGUUGAAUCUUCCAAAUUCUCGGCGGAAGAGAUAACGGCGAUAAGGCCAAGCGUCGGGGGUGAUCAUUACGAUCAACGACAAAACGGAACGAAAAAUUUUCGCAUUCACGUCGACGGCGUCGUUAUCGUUGUGGCCCCGGCGGAAGCGCUUCUCCUCGCUGGAGAACUGGAUCCAUCUAUACUCGGUUUUGGACAGGAGGGAAUCGACGCCCCCUUGAAGCCGGAAACUGCUAGUACGGAAUCGCACAAACCAUUAACGAUCGAGGAGACCCAAAAGCCGAUUAAAAAAAAAUUUAUCCACAGUCACAACUUACGACUGAGCAGCCUACUCGGACCAAUUCUACGGAGCAUUUCACCUUAAAGAUGUCGAUAGUCUGGUGUUGAUGCACCCGAUCAGUUGCCGUCUUCGCGAGUAAUUAUAAAUAUCCGUCAUGGUGUAUUGUCAAGGCGUGCCGCUAAUCGUGAGUGUUUAUUGACGGGGACAUCUGACACAGACGGUAGAGACCGAUCCACACCGCUCAACACGGCGUGAGGAUUGAAAUUACCCCGAGCAACCUGUGUCAGCGGUAGACUUCAUCAACUACUCACGAUACACUACAAUUUUUGUACCGAAUAGAUUCUAUACGCAUAGGUGUCAAUGUGUAACUGCAAUUCGAAAUAAAUUUGUGAGCAUGUUCAAUACAGUAA
Neodiprion virginianus is the source of this 917-nucleotide messenger RNA. RefSeq lists its product as uncharacterized. The transcript is spliced from 2 exons. Lineage: Eukaryota; Metazoa; Arthropoda; Insecta; Hymenoptera; Diprionidae. The record is from RefSeq and is a predicted model, not a curated record. Bases 142 to 591 code for a protein of 149 amino acids.